Molecule: messenger RNA, 2067 nt
Organism: Penicillium macrosclerotiorum
Lineage: Eukaryota; Fungi; Ascomycota; Eurotiomycetes; Eurotiales; Aspergillaceae
Gene: gta1
Product: glutaminase GtaA
Exons: 7
Coding region: 1-2067 (688 amino acids)
Biological process (GO): carbohydrate metabolic process
Source: RefSeq, a predicted model, not a curated record
AUGCAGCUGUUUAGCCUUGCUCUGCUGGUUUCUUCCUUGGUUGCUUCCACUGGAGCAACAUCAACCUUUUCACCCGCACGGCCACCAUCCUUGCCUUUGGCAGUCAAGUCGCCCUAUUUGAGCACCUGGCAAAAUGCUGGUUCUGAUGGUGGGAACGGCGGCUAUCUAGCCGGACAAUGGCCAACCUUUUGGGAUAAUCAAGUUACCGGUUGGUGUGGGUUAAUACGUGUGGACGGUGCGGCUUUUACUUGGAUGGGUCUGCCUGGAUCGACCACAGUAACCCAAACUGCGUUUGAAUACACAUCAACCAAGAGCGUUUUUACCAUGACUGUUGGUGGAGUGGUUGAGAUGAAUGUUACUUUCUUGUCGCCGAUCACGCCCCAGGACUUCAAGCGUCAAUCGCUGAUUUUCUCGUACCUGAACGUUGAAGUUGCGUCUUUGGAUGGCAACGAUCACGAUGUGCAAGUCUAUGCUGAUAUCUCUGCUGAAUGGGUUUCUGGAGAUCGCACUGCCAUUGCUGAAUGGGAGUAUGGCACCACAGAAGAUGUUGCCUACCAUAAGGUCUACCGGCAGACACAGCUGGCAUUCUCCGAAAUUAAUCAACAGGCCGAGUGGGGCUAUUGGUAUUGGGCCACAGAUGCUGUCGACAGCAUGACCUACCAGUCGGGUCAAGAUACGGUAGUGCGAGGGCAAUUCUCGUCUAAUGGUGUCUUGACCAAUGGUGCCGACUCGGACUAUCGGGCAAUCUCGACCAGCUGGCCCGUAUUCGGUUUUUCAUCCAACCUAGGCACUGUUAACUCCUCUCCUGUCAGCACAUUAUUCUCGCUUGGCCUGACCCAGGAUGAGGCUGUACAGUAUGAGGGCUCUUCUUCAUAUGCCCCUGUGCCGUCUCUAUGGAAGAGCUACUUCGACACUGAGCUUGAAGCGCUUGCCUUCUUCCACAAGGACUUCUCUGACUCUAGUUCUCUGGCGGCAGACUUUGAUAAUCAAGUAUCUACGGACUCCUUGGCUGUUGCUGGUCAGAACUACCUCACGCUUACCUCGCUUGCGGCCCGCCAGGCGUUUGGUGCUACCCAGCUUUGUGGCACCACGGACAAGAUGUACUUGUUCCUGAAGGAAAUCUCCUCGGAUGGAAAUGUGAACACUGUUGAUGUGAUUUUCCCGGCAUAUCCCAUCCUCCUGUACUCCAACCCGGAGCUCUUGAAACUGGUUCUGGACCCACUCUUUGAGAACCAGGAAGCUGGUAAAUAUCCGAAUACUUAUUCUAUGCAUGACAUCGGCUCCAAUUAUCCUAAUGCCACCGGUCACAAUGCUGGAAACGAUGAAGCAAUGCCUCUGGAGGAGUGCGGAAAUAUGUUAAUUAUGACUCUCGCAUAUGCAAGGAAUGCUGGGGACACCGACUACCUGAGCACUCAUUACGAUAUUCUGAAGAAGUGGACUGGGUACCUUGUCGCUGAUGCUCUUUACCCGGCGAACCAGAUCUCAACCGAUGACUUCGCUGGAUCCUUGGCCAACCAAACCAACCUAGCUUUGAAAGGAAUGAUCGGUAUCCAGGCAAUGGCUGUUAUUGCCAAUGAGACUGGUCACACUGCCGACUUCGCCAACUACUCCAGUAUUGCUGAGGAGUACAUCACCAAAUGGCAGGAACUGGCCAUUGAUGAUAGCACCGACGUACCCCACACAACCCUGUCAUAUGGCAAUUCCAGCAGCCACGGCCUUCUUUACAAUCUCUUUGCGGAUGCGCAGCUGGGUCUCAACCUGGUGCCUCAGUCUGUCUACCAGAUGCAGAGUGACUUCUAUUCUACUGUCGUGAAUACCUAUGGGGUUCCUCUCGACACACGCCACACAUAUACUAAGGGCGACUGGGAGUGCUUUGCUGCAGCCGUCGCGUCCACCGACACGCGGGACAUGUUCAUCGAUCACCUGGCCACAUGGGUCAACAACACCCCAACAAACCGGCCCCUGACUGAUUUGUAUGACACUGUUACUGGAAACUAUCCGUCGACCACCUUCGUCGCUCGGCCCGUUGUGGGUGGUUACUUCGCACCCCUGCUUGUGACCGAGUAG